Molecule: messenger RNA, 1726 nt
Organism: Trichobilharzia regenti
Lineage: Eukaryota; Metazoa; Platyhelminthes; Trematoda; Strigeidida; Schistosomatidae
Source: the annotation of a GenBank genome assembly
CCAAAUAUCAUACAAUCUGUGAACUUAUUUAAAAAAAAAGAGUUUAUAAUGAGUGCAUAAUUUGGAGAAUUAUAACGCAGACAACUUAUUUGAAGUUAUACUUAUGAACACUGAUAAAUGAUUAUUCUAUCAGAAGACUACAAUGCAGAGUUUACAAUGCAACAAACUAUCGUGUAUACAUCAUCAGCUUGCUUUAGCCAGAAGAAUAUUUUUAGGAAGUUGUUUAAUCGUGGCAAUCAUUCUCCUGCAUCGUUUAAUAUUCCCCGUCAAUGAAUAUAAGGGAUUUAAAAUUCAGUUUCCGGUCAAAAACCAGUACAAUGGUGUCAACAGUGUGUGUGAAAAUUUGUUCGAAAAUCGUAGCCACGUAUAUACUGAAGGUAUACAGUCGACAUGGAGUGGAAGACCUUUAAACUUAACAAAUCCUAGUGAGUGCGAGGAAUUCAAAUUGUACGACGGAUAUACUGUUCAUCCUUCAGUUGAAGAAGAACAAUUCCCUUUAGCAUUUAGUUUAGCUGUACACGAUAACAUCAAACAGGUGUCUCGAUUACUCCGACUGAUACACAGACAACACAAUCUGUACUGUAUUCACGUUGACUCUAAGUCGCCACAAUCAUUUUAUAAUGAAGUGUUGGCACUAGCCAAGUGUUUUGGUCCAAAUGUAAUGGUAGUAAAACGAUCGGAAAGUAUUGACGUUCAAUGGGGUUAUUACUCCAUCCUCGAAGUAUUUCUCCUCUGUGCUGACAAAUUGAUGAACAAGAAUGAAUACAAGUGGAAAUACAUUCUGAAUGUGAGUGGACAGGAAUUACCACUGAGAACAAAUUGGGAGCUCGUAGCAGCAUUGAAAGCAAUCAAUGGGUCGAAUAUUGUUGAAUGUCUAGGUCCACGGCAUAAUCCAUCUCGAUGGCCUGUAAAAAAGCUAUCUUUCCCUAUUGUUUGGAGUAAAGGCAGUUUCUAUAUGGCGCUAAAACGUGAAUUUGUUCAUUUCUAUCAAACUGAUCCAAAAGCAAAGGAAAUACUUGACGCAAUGAAAUCAGAGAAGAAUUUGCAGAAGCAUCCAGAUGAAUUAUUUUUCUCAACACUAAGUUACAAUCCACAACUUGGCGCACCUGGUGCUAGUAACUUGCUUCCCACCAAUGACAGUUUGCAUACAAGAUCGGCAUUUGCAUCACGUUAUGUCACGUGGGGCAUAAAAUCAUGUCUCAGUGGAAGAGUUCGUCGUGGCGUGUGUAUUAUAGGCGUAAUGCAUCUGCCAUACAUACCAAAACGAAUGGAAUUUUUUGUGAAUAAAUUUCUUGAAGAUUUUCAACCGAUUGCAUAUGACUGUACAGAAUAUUAUAUCAUGCGUAAAACUAUUAAAGAAAUGCAAACGCAACAAAUUGAUCCAAAUUUUGAUAUUUCGUUCUAUUCUAGACUGUAUCAAGCAAAAAGUCAUAUUUAGUUGAGUUCAGUUCCAGGCAUAUUAUUUAUUGUUCAUUAUCUUUGAAACCGGUGACAUUCUGGCAUCUACCUCUGUACCGUAUAAUUACUUGUUAUUCGUUAAAUUAUUUUUCCUGCUGUGUUUACCUACAUAAAGUGGGUUUAUUCUUUUUUUCAAGAAAUUCUCUGUUACUCUUAUUUACCAAUAAAUGCUCAAUUCCAGAUUAAAAAACCCCCUGUAUAAUUUAUUUCACAUUACGUAUAGUUAACACGUAAAUGUUCAUGUAUCAAUUAGUUUGAAAUUUUCAGC